AGGACGAGCGGAAGUGCAGUGGUGUCAUCUAUGUUGCCAAGACGGGUUGGUUAAUUGUCUUAAGAAUUUUUUAAAUACAGUUCAAAAAAAUUAUUUCUACAGGUUGUCUUUACUUUUGGAACAUUUUCUUAAUUCAUUCUCUUGCAAACUAUCAUAAAAUUAGUAAAAUAUAUCUAAAUAGCUAAUUCUCUCUGCAUGAUAAUGAGCGAUAAUACAAUGGAGAAAAAAUUAGACGCUAUCGAGGGUGUUGACAUUGACGCCGACGGUAGAUUCAAGUAUAUUCUUAUCAAGGUUGGGAAGGGAAGCAUAAAUAAGCUUAUCGUUAGGGGAUACGAUUCGUGUGGUUAUCACGCAGAUAUACUAGACCUAGUCGAACCUGGUAUUAGAGCGUUAGGUUUUGAAGUUGAUUGUGUGGGAGGUGGAAGAAUACUACAUGAGCCUAAUAAGAAAUCAAUUUUGGUUUAUGGAUAUUCGCAAGGCUUUGGCCGAGCCGAUCAUGCAAAGACUGUUGAAAUAUUAAAACGUCAGUAUCCGGCAUACAAUAUUACCUACAAAAAUGAAGGAUAUUGA
Messenger RNA from Dimorphilus gyrociliatus, 570 nucleotides. Lineage: Eukaryota; Metazoa; Annelida; Polychaeta; Dinophilidae. The record is from the annotation of a GenBank genome assembly.